Molecule: messenger RNA, 2759 nt
Organism: Syngnathus typhle (broad-nosed pipefish)
Lineage: Eukaryota; Metazoa; Chordata; Actinopteri; Syngnathiformes; Syngnathidae
Gene: tubb1
Product: tubulin, beta 1 class VI
Exons: 3
Coding region: 98-1582 (494 amino acids)
Biological process (GO): mitotic cell cycle; microtubule cytoskeleton organization
Cellular component (GO): microtubule; cytoplasm
Molecular function (GO): GTP binding; structural constituent of cytoskeleton; GTPase activity
Source: RefSeq, a predicted model, not a curated record
UUGACAUCAGUGAUGACGUCACGAGUGGUUACAUAUAACCAGUUGGAGACCUCUAGCAUAUCAGAGGCACCCACCCGCUUAACCAACUGCAGUCAUCAUGCGUGAAAUUGUACAUCUGCAAAUUGGUCAAUGUGGCAACCAAAUCGGCUCAAAGUUCUGGGAAGUGAUCAGCGCAGAACAUGGAAUCAGCAAGACAGGCACCUAUGAGGGCGACAGCACAGUCCAAUUGGAUAGAGUCAAUGUCUACUUUAAUGAAGCACAUGGUAAGGCAUUAUCACGAGACUCCAUGAUGGCCUUACUAAUGACAAAUGUGUCUCCAGGAGGUAAAUAUGUGCCUCGUUCCCUGCUGGUUGACCUGGAGCCCGGCACCAUGGAUAGUAUCAGAGGGAGUCACAUCGGUGCUCUCUUCAGGCCGGACAACUUCAUUCAUGGCAAUUCAGGUGCCGGCAAUAACUGGGCAAAGGGCCACUACACCGAGGGGGCGGAGCUGAUAGAGCAGGUCAUGGACCGGGUGAGGAACGAGAGCGAGAGCUGUGACUGCCUACAGGGCUUCCAGCUGGUUCACUCCCUCGGUGGCGGCACGGGUUCCGGCAUGGGGACCCUGAUGAUCAACAAGAUCCGAGAGGAGUAUCCCGACCGGAUCAUGACAAGCUUCAGUGUCAUGCCCUCACCAAAGGUCUCCGAUACUGUGGUGGAGCCCUACAAUGCCACCUUGUCGGUCCACCAGCUCCUGGAGAGCACGGACGAGACCUUCUGCAUCGACAACGAGGCCCUCUAUGACAUCUGCUUUCGCACGCUCAAACUCACCACUCCUACGUAUGGAGACCUCAACCACUUGGUGUCCAUGACCAUGAGUGGGGUCACCACCUCCCUGAGAUUCCCCGGUCAGCUCAAUGCCGAUCUGAGGAAGCUGGCGGUCAACAUGGUGCCUUUCCCCCGUCUCCACUUCUUCAUGCCUGGUUUUGCCCCGCUGACGCCACGCGGCAGUCAGCAGUACCGCGCCCUCACCGUACCCGAGCUCACCCAGCAGAUGUUCGACGCCCGUAACAUGAUGACGGCCUGCGACCCCAGACGGGGACGCUACCUCACGGUCGCCGGCGUCUUCCGCGGCAAGAUGUCUACCAAGGAAGUGGAUGAACAAAUGCUGGCCGUCCAGCAGAAGAACAGCAACCACUUUGUGGACUGGAUCCCACACAACGUCAAGGUCGCCGUGUGCGACAUCCCGCCCCGAGGCCUCAAACUAGCUUCCACGUUUAUUGGCAACAACACGGCCAUUCAGGAAAUAUUCCGCAGAGUGGGCGAUCAGUUCGCCUUGAUGUUCAGGCGCAAAGCCUUUCUCCACUGGUACACCGGCGAGGGCAUGGACGAGAUGGAGUUCACAGAGGCUGAGGGCAACCUCAACGACCUGGUUUCAGAGUACCUGCAGUACCAAGAUGCCACGGCCGAGUCCGAACCGGAGGACGAAUACGAGCAAGAGCCGCCCGUCAUGGCUACAGCCACGAGGAUUCAGUCUCGGAUGGAAGUUACGACGGAAAUGGUGACAGAAACGACGGGGGAAACUGCGGAUGAGGACGUACCGUGAAAUGUUGACAAUCCAAAAUCAAUGAGAAAUUGGUGCUAAGAAAUAUUUACACAAAUUUGGCUAUACUCGUUUUUAAGUUGGAUUGCAGGUCUAUUUGAAUAAAAUAUGUUUAGCAAACGGGCAGCAAAUUGUGGUAAGCACAUCUGCCUCACAAUUCAAAUUUUUUGGGGCUGGAGUCUCAGUUUAGGGAUUCUUGUGUGGUGUUUGUUCUCCCCAUGCAAAAACACGCAUGUUAGUUUCAUUGAAGUUUUUAAAUUGUCCACUGGUGUCAAAGGUCAUUUGUCUAUCUAGUUAUGUGCACUGCUGUUGACCUGACGGACAAUGGGAGGGAUACUUGACUUUGUAUUAAGGCUUCACUGUCUCUGUCUUAAUUCAUCUGUAUUUCAUUUAAUUUUUGAUUAGGUAUGUUCAAAGUGUUUGUUAAGAUAUAAUGCGGAAGUUAAGGAAAAAUCCUGAUGUGGUAACACUGACUAUAAAUUUACUUUUGUUUGUAUAUAAAGUCAGGGUGUAAUGAGAAAAAAAAAAGUUGUAUUGCUAUGAAUACAGAGGCGUAGCCGAGCCGAGGCGGCGCCCCGGUUAGGACUCCCUGCGCCCCGGUUGAAAAAAAUCGAGCUUUUCCGAUUCUUCAUUUUCAUGCCGUUUUUUUUUUUUCGGUCUUGCGCGAAUGUGUUUGGGCUAUUCUAUGUGCGCGAUGUUAUCCAUUCACCGUUUGCAUCCCGGACCCGGAUGUUGUUUUAGCGAUCAGCGAACGGCGUGGGUGAUGUUCGAUUUUUUUUCCUGUGGGCGCGCGCCCCUACUGGAAAAAUCCCUGGCUACGCCUCUGUAUGAAUAGUAUUAGCAUUUUUCUUGUAAAAUAAAGAUGUUAUUAUUGUAAUGCAUCUUGUACAAUUCAUAUUUCUUUCACAGUUUUAUUUCACAGUAAUAUAUUUGUUUCUCUCUUGUCUUUACUCUUGCAUGGCGCUUAUACAUCUUAGUGUAAUCAACAAAACUUUUUUUUGAAACUAUAUUAAAUUGACUUGACUUUGGAUGAUGGACCGCAUUGAUGCUGAUAGUGUGCUUGGCUGUCACUUGGUUUCCUCCCACUGUGAGCAGCCUGGGACUUUGAGAUUACACAUUUUACCGCCUUGAGUCUCUGUGGAAUCUGAUAAGUACAGAAAUAAACUUGCAUAAACUGGUG